Callithrix jacchus (white-tufted-ear marmoset) is the source of this 2539-nucleotide messenger RNA. It is a transcript of the gene AKR1E2, whose product is annotated as aldo-keto reductase family 1 member E2. Gene Ontology annotation, molecular function: oxidoreductase activity. NCBI's taxonomy places the organism in Eukaryota, Metazoa, Chordata, Mammalia, Primates, Cebidae. The record is from RefSeq and is a predicted model, not a curated record.
CAGCCGUCACAAGGCACUUUCAGCCAAUCGCAGCCGCCCUUCGUCGCCAACGCUGUGGUAACUCGCUCGGUGUCCGUUGGUAGUCCCGCGCGGGGCGGGGGCGGGGGCGGUGGCGGCCAUGGGAGAUAUCCCAGCCGUGGGCCUGGGCACCUGGAAGGCCGCUCCGGGGAAAGUGACAGAGGCAGUGAAGGUGGCCAUUGACGCAGGCUACCGGCACUUCGACUGUGCUUACUUAUAUCACAACGAGCAUGAGGUUGGAGCAGGGAUCCGUUACAAGAUCCAGGAAGGUGUCGUGAGACGGGAGGAUCUGUUCAUUGCCAGUAAGCUGUGGUGCACCUGGCACACAAAGCCCUUGGUGAGAACAGCAUGCUGCAGGAGUCUGAAAGCCUUGAAGCUGAAAUAUCUGGACCUCUACCUCAUGCAUUGGCCCAUGGGUUUCAAGCCUCCUCAUCCAGCCUGGAUCAUGAUUCCCAGUAAGCUCCUUUCCUUCUGCUUCUCACAUCCUGGAGUAUACGACUUGCCUGUGGACUGUACCAACAUGGUCAUCCCCAGUGAUACAGACUUCCUGGACACGUGGGAGGCCAUGGAGGACCUGGUGAGCAGUGGACUGGUGAAGAACAUCGGGGUGUCAAACUUCAACCAUGAGCAGCUUGAGAGGCUUCUGAAUAAGCCUGAGUUGAGGUUCAAACCAGUAACCAACCAGAUUGAGUGCCACCCAUAUCUUAAUCAGAAGAAUCUGAUCAGUUUUUGUCAAUCCAGAGGUGUGUCCGUGACUGCUUACCGUCCUCUUGGUGGCUCAAGUGAGGGAGUUGACCUGAUGGACGACCCUGUGAUCCAGAGGAUUGCCAAGGAGCACAACAAGUCUCCCGCUCAGAUUUUGAUCCGAUUUCAAAUCCAGAGGAAUGUAAUAGUGAUCCCCAAAUCUAUCACCCCAGGUCGGAUUAAAGAGAAUAUCCAGGCAUCUUGCUCUCUGAAUGGCCCAUAGCAGCUCUGGGUGACCAGCCAACCUAAAGCCUGAAGAAUAUGGAUUUGGCUAAGCUGUAAACUCAGUUCUCUGUGAUGGCUGCUGACAGGCCUCUUGGAAUGAGGCUGCAGGUCUCGUGCGGUGGUUAGAAUUGAGCAUUGCUGACUGACUGGCGUCUGCUCCACAUGGGGGCCUUGCUUAAUCUGCUCCACAUCUGUGCCCUGCAGGGCAGCCAGGAUUGCUCCUGGGACAUAGGCUCAGGGGAUGGCCCCAGUUCCACCCUUGUGGCUCUCAAUGCCUGGGAUCCCCAUGGCCUAGGGGCAGUGAAUGUGACAUGGGGACCUCAGGCCCAGCUGAGAUGCCCCCUUCCUCUGUUAGGUCUGCUGCACACUGAAGGCAAAUGCCAUCCCCAGGCAGUGAGACAGGACCAGGAUGAUGUGAGACCAGAGGGCCAAAGCAGAAGUGAUCUGAUGGCUGAGGACAGAGAGCAGCAGCGGGUUAGGAGGGGCCGUGGCAGUGCUCAUGCUGUCAGGAGGAGGUGGGAGCCAGGUCCACAAGACUGGCCAGGAGAAGAAAGGCACAGAGGGGUGCAGGCACAAGGCACCCAGUGCAGGGUGCUGGCCCGGCCAACCUAUCGCCCCAGUGCCAUGCAGAACUGCUGCUGCAAGGCACCUGCCCUUUGUAGGGUCUCUUCUAGAAUUGCUCACUGUUACCCUUAAAUGCAAGCAUCCCCCUACCACGGCCCCAGCAAUCCCCACUCCCUCCAGAUGACACUCAGAGGCUACUUUCUCCUGGCCUCAGAAGUGGGAGGCUUUUGUGGGAGAGAGGCUAGGGUGCUCCAGCUCCUCACAUUGGGAAUCACUCAAUACACCUUUCCUCCCCAUGGGACACAGCCACUCUGCCAGGCUGGGGUAGACGCUGAUGCUGUGGCCAUGGGUCCUCUUCCUCAGUAUGUGGGAACAAUAAAAAGGGAAAGAGGGGCGGGCCAGAAUACUGUUCUCAAGGAAGAAAAAAGGAUCACUCUGUGAUAUGGGUACUAUUCAUAGUCUCGGGGCCAAGUGGCUCCCUAGUUGGCAGGUGUAUGGAACAAAUGGUUUUGUUGGAUUUUUUUGAGGGUAGCAGGUCAGUGGAAAAAAAUUCUGUGCUUUACCUUUUAACUAUUCUCAUAUGUUCUUUAUUCCACUAAGAUGAGUGCAGUAUAUAUUCCAUCUUUCCAAGGCUUCCUAAAUGUAGCCAGAGCCAAGCCAGCACCAGGCAAAAUCUAAAUCAAAAGGCAUUUGGGAAAUCCAGGCUGUGAAUCAGGGAAAUUGCAAGGGUCUGAUGAAGUGUUUCUUUUACAUCUUCAUGUCCCCUGCUGGUCUAGCACAGUGCUAUGUAGGUAACAUGUGCCCCAUUAAAUGUGAAUUGAAUUAAGUUUUCUAUUAACAUUGUAUUUUGGUUCCAGGUGUUUGAUUUUGAAUUAACACAGCACAAUAUGAAUAGCAUCCUCAGCCUAGACAGGAAUCUCCGACUGGCCACGUUCCCCAUGUAAAUAUGGCUCCUUCUUUUUAACUAGAGGGAAAACUAUACAGAUUG